AAAACCAAAAUAUAAAUUCUAAAUUCGUAAACAAUAUCAUUUUCUUCAUAUUCUCACAAAAACAGGAAAGUGCAAACCCUAACUUUCUAAUUUUCCUCCCAAUUCCAAGUUCCCAAUUCUCAACCCCUACAGACUGGAAAUCCCUAAUUGAAGCCGGUACACAAAGCAUCCAGAGCAAUAUUGUUCGCGUAUUGAUCGAAUAAUCUCAAGCAAGGUUUUGACAUAUUGGUAGUCAUCAUGAGAUUCAAGAAGAGGAGCAAAGUGGAGGUACUUAGCCAAAAGGAGGCGCCUGCAGGAGCUUGGCGCUGUGCUGUGAUUGUUUCUGGUAAUGGCCAUACAUAUAGUGUUAGCUAUGAUUCGUCUGGCAAGGACAGUCAGGCAGAUAUGCAGAGAGUCUCAAGGAAGGAUAUCAGGCCUUGCCCUCCGCCUGUCCAAAGAGUGGAGAGUUGGGCAGUUGGUGAUGUUGCCGAGUUGUUUGAUGAUGGUUUCUGGAAAAUGGUCACGGUGUUGAAGGUCUUGGAUGAAAAUUAUUACUUGGCUAGCCUACUUGGAUCUUCUGAGGAGUUAAGAGUCCACAAGUAUAGGAUCCGGGCGCGCCAAUUAUGGAAUAAUGGCAGAUGGGUUGUGAUCGGAAAGGGUCCCGAUAAUCAGAGGAGCUCGCAAGUCCCACAAAUGAAUGUAAAAAUAAAGUUACCCAGAGGAAAUGGUUGUUUACCUCCUAUGUACAACAUCAGUUGUCAGGAUUCCCAUAGUGUUUCAUCUGGAUCAUUGAAGAGAGCUUCUCCAGAUAGCUCUUCUAUUGAGGGAUAUUCCCGAAAGGUGAGGGCAAUUGAGAAGGGGUGCGAGCGUCAACGUGUUUUUGCUGGGUCCCCAUCUUACUUGCUCAAAAAGGUAGAUGCUGUUGCUUACCCGCGUGAAAAUCUGGGUGAAAAAUACAUGCAUACUUCCUUUAUGAAUCGUACAACUGGAUGUUUUGAAAAGGAGAGGGAGAAGCUAAAUGGUGUUAUUUCUUGUUUUGUUGAAAGAAGCUCAGAACUUAAUGAUAGUAUUAAUGAUGCAUACUCUGUUGGUAGUUGCAGUGUUAUUAGUAGCAGUUCAAAUAAGUUGUCUGGUCAUUUAGUAGGUACUAGUCAAGAUGCAGAUACCCUUUCUAGUGAUGCAGAGACUUUUUGUUGCUAUGAAGAUGCGCAAGAAAACUUUUCCCUUCCUCUGAAAGAGGAUGUAGCAGCAGGAAUACAUAGGUUAGAAUUGAAUGCUUAUCGCAGUACUCUGGUGGCAAUGCAUGCUUCUGGGUCCUUAAGCUGGGAACAAGAAGCGUUGUUGACAAAUCUCCGUAUUUCACUUCACAUUUCAAAUGAUGAACAUUUGAUGGAAGGCCAAGGUUGGACCCUUGCUUGCCUUGCCUUGCUUCUAAAGGCCCAGAUGAUGCUGGGAUUUAUCAUUUUGGCGUGUACAGUGGGACAGUCUAUUUCCAAUUUUCUUGGUGUACGACUAUGUCACUAGCAAAUGAGGUGAUUCACGCAAGUAGAGAGAAGUGAAGGGAAAGAACUAAACUUGAUUCCGCCAAGAACUUCUUGGAAUUCAACAAGGAGGAGGUAUGGUCUUGGAAGGUUGCUUAUUGUUUGCGAUAUCUAACGCUCAAUUAGGCACGUGUGAAGUGUUGUGAAAUAUGAUUUUUCCAAUUGAAUUAAGAGUUGUGUGAGUGGUUAAAGCAAUUUGUAGUUAUCUCAUUUGAAAAAGAAGCAUGCUAAGUUGAUGAGCAGUCUGUAAUUAGAUUCCUGUUAUACAAUUGUUUGUUUGGAAUACUAUAUUGUAAUUGUGUAUUUGUUUGAAAUUAGCAAGAAAAUUACUCUGUUCACAUACACAAACAGGUACAACUUAUACAUGCAAAAAUAGUUAAGAAGUUCAACAAUAAUACCAUAUAGCUUUUCAAACAUUGGUGUAGCCAAGUUGGUUAAACCAAUGCGCUUUCCCUUUGCACUCAAGUUCGAAUGCUCAUAGUUUCUCUUGAAUUAUGGCAUAGAGCUUGCUUACAAUGUUAUUUUGGAACCGUGAAGACCCAGUGCUCCACGGCAUGUUCAACAACAACGUGCCAAGAACACUCCAAAAACCAAAUGCAAACCCUAAUCCCAAGCUCAUAUCGAGCCAACCGUCUUCAAGUAAACGACCAAUUCCCUCUUUUUGAUUACCCGAUGAAAUUGGACUUCCAACAUGGUUUAUGUUGUACUUCUCCAAUUGAUGUCCACAAAGUUUAUUGCCAAAGAAACUCAACCGAUCAAGACUAUGAAGCUGUGUGCCUUCUGGAAUUUGUUCUGUCAGAUAGUUGUAGGACAAGUUCAAGUUGCUUAGAAAUGUAAACUUUGACAUGCUUGGAGAAAUCUGACCAGUAAGUUUGUUCCUCAAGAAAACGAGAGAUUCUAACCAUCUCAUAUCACCAAUCUUUGAAGGGAUGUUUCCAACCAAAAGAUUUCCUUGAGGUUGGUCAGCUCUUCGGGUAUCUCUCCGGAUAUAAAGUUGCCUGAAAGGUCCAAGCUUUUCACCAAAGUAAGUAUUUUGUUGUACUCCACUUCUCUACCUUUUCUCACCAAGAUUGCUUUCUCUAUGUAGUUGUCCUCGAAAGUAGCAUAACCAAAAGCAUAUGAUCUAGAGGAGAACAAAAUGGGGUAUCCCGAGUU
This is a messenger RNA of Pyrus x bretschneideri (Chinese white pear), 2675 nucleotides long. RefSeq lists its product as uncharacterized. The transcript is spliced from 5 exons. The record is from RefSeq and is a predicted model, not a curated record. NCBI's taxonomy places the organism in Eukaryota, Viridiplantae, Streptophyta, Magnoliopsida, Rosales, Rosaceae. Bases 238 to 1503 code for a protein of 421 amino acids.